This is a messenger RNA of Odobenus rosmarus divergens (Pacific walrus), 1023 nucleotides long. It is a transcript of the gene METTL21A, whose product is annotated as methyltransferase like 21A. Gene Ontology annotation, cellular component: cytosol; cytoplasm. NCBI's taxonomy places the organism in Eukaryota, Metazoa, Chordata, Mammalia, Carnivora, Odobenidae. The record is from RefSeq and is a predicted model, not a curated record. Gene Ontology annotation, molecular function: protein-lysine N-methyltransferase activity. Gene Ontology annotation, biological process: peptidyl-lysine methylation. Bases 136 to 792 code for a protein of 218 amino acids. The transcript is spliced from 3 exons.
UUUUGAACUUGUAAGAAACGGCCUUAAAAAGCAUUUGGGGCUACUUAAGAGAGUGCAUUUUUUUCUGGCCAGAGCGUCACGCAGGCUUCUUUUGCCCAACAGCUUUGAGGGAGCCGAGAGCCGAGUGCAGGCGAAAUGGCCCUGGUGCCCUAUGAGGAGACAGCAGGAGUGGGGUUGCAGAAAUUCCACAAGCCCCUUGCCACCUUCUCCUUUGCGAACCACACGAUCCAGAUCCGGCAGGACUGGAGACAGCUGGGAGUGGCGGCGGUGGUUUGGGACGCGGCUGUCGUUCUUUCCACGUAUCUGGAGAUGGGAGCUGUGGAGCUCCGGGGCUGCUCUGCGGUGGAGCUGGGUGCCGGCACCGGGCUGGUGGGCAUAGUGGCUGCCCUGCUGGGUGCUCAUGUGACUAUCACGGAUCGGAAAGUAGCAUUAGAAUUUCUUAAAUCAAACGUUCAAGCCAACUUACCUCCCCAUAUCCAACCCAAAGCUGUUGUUAAGGAGCUGACUUGGGGACAAAAUUUGGGGAGUUAUUCACCUGGAGAAUUUGACCUGAUACUUGGAGCUGAUAUCAUAUAUUUAGAAGAAACAUUCGCAGAUCUUCUGAAGACUUUGGAACAUCUCAGUAGCAACCGCUCCGUGAUUCUUUUAGCUUGCCGAAUUCGCUAUGAACGGGACAACAACUUCUUAGCAAUGCUGGAGAGGCAAUUUACUGUGAGUAAGGUUCACUAUGAUCCUGAAAAAGAUGUAUAUAUUUACAAAGCACAGAAAAGAAACCAGAGGGAGGACUUAUAGUUGACUUUAAUUUAUAAGACUGUUGUUAUUGAGUGUGUCAGUGAAGGUCUUAGACUGGGAAUUGAACCACAUUUAAUGAAAUGGCUUACUGAACAAAAAGUCUAACCAAAGGUUCUCAAGGGACAAAGCGCAUAUUUAAAACAAAGCAGCACUCUGUCCCACUGCUAUGACUUUUUAGUCCUAUUUGACUCUGAAAAAUUUAACCCCCAUUAAAGGAACGUAUGAGAUAUC